GUGAAUACAGUCUUGCUAUUGUGCUGAGCAGCAGAGUGGAGUACGAUCGAGCAGCGGCGUCUCAUCCCUCUUUCCCCGGAUCCUCUUUAAACUCCCUCCCGAACCUUCCCCUUCUUCCCUUGCCACCCUACCCUCCCCCCGACACACACACGUCAACGGGCGAACCGGACAUUCAACCAGUGACCAAAGAUUUACUCCCGUCUGUCACAUCCAGCAGCAGCCAUGGACCCGAGUAUGGUUGAAGGAGGACUUAAUGUCACCUUAACCAUCAGGUUACUCAUGCAUGGAAAGGAGGUUGGAAGCAUAAUUGGCAAGAAAGGAGAAUCUGUUAAGAAAAUGAGAGAGGAGAGUGGUGCUCGCAUCAACAUCUCAGAGGGGAACUGUCCAGAGAGGAUUAUAACCCUUGCAGGACCCACCACCUCUAUUUUCAAGGCUUUCUCCAUGAUCAUCGAGAAAUUGGAGGAGGACAUCAGUACAUCAAUGACUAACAGUACAGCCACCAGCAAACCGCCUGUCACCAUGCGCCUCGUCGUGCCUGCCAGCCAGUGUGGCUCGCUCAUCGGCAAAGGGGGAUGCAAAAUCAAGGAAAUUAGAGAGUCAGCAGGGGCUCAGGUACAAGUAGCAGGGGACAUGUUGCCCAACUCAACAGAGCGUGCUAUCACUGUUGCAGGCACCCCACAGUCCAUCAUCGAGUGUGUCAAGCAGAUCUGUGUCGUCAUGCUUGAGUCUCCUCCAAAGGGAGUGACCAUCCCAUACCGACCCAAACCCUCAGGCUCUCCUGUAAUUUUUGCAGGUGGACAGGCAUACGCUGUCCAAGGGCAGCACGCCAUCCCUCAGCCUGAUCUCACCAAACUUCACCAGCUGGCCAUGCAGCAGAGCCCCUUCCCUAUUGCACACAGCAACCAGGGCUUCCAGGGUACAUGGGCUUCCUACAAAAGGCGGUCACUGAUUUGUAUUGACAUUAUUCAUUCUGAUGUUGUUGUUUUUUGCAUUCCUGCAGCUGGGAUGGACGCAUCUGCACAAACUGGCUCGCUUGAGCUCACCAUUUCAAACGAACUCAUCGGUUGCAUCAUCGGCCGUCAGGGUGCAAAGAUCAACGAGAUCCGCCAGAUGUCAGGUGCCCAGAUUAAGAUUGCGAAUCCUGUGGAGGGUUCCACUGACAGACAGGUCACCAUCACUGGUUCCCAUGCCAGCAUCAACCUUGCGGAGUACCUUAUCAAUGCUCGGCUCUCUUCUGAAACCACUGGACUUGCAGCCAACUGACAUGAAGAAUCUUCAUCAGCAUCUAAUGGCGCCCUUCCCCCAACUUUUUACCACGAGGUCCCUUAUUGAACUUCAUGCUAAAAUAUUUUAAUCUCACCUUUCCUCUGCUUUGGGUUCUACGCCUCGGUAGUAACCACAGCUUCAUCAUGAUAAUGGUAUUUUAUUUAUUUAUUAAGUUUAAAAUUCCCGUUACAGAUGGUUUUUAAAGACUUCUUUUUUUCUUCUGCUGUAUAUCUGUUUGAUCUUCUUGAUAAGUGUAAAACAUGUUUUAGAAAAAUCUGAGAAGGCAUAAAUGUUUUUCUUAUGUCAGAUUUUUCUUAGAAAAUGUAAAAAUGAAGAAAAAACUUAACUCAAAAUUAUAGAGGGUCUGUUCCCCUCCUUUUUUAAAUAUCUAUUUAUUUUUAUUUAAGACACAGCUCCUUGUAAGAAGAUAAUCUAGUGCUUAUAUUUGGAGCUGUGCUUCCUGAGCGAUGCAUUGUGGAUUUGACGGGUUUUAAAUGAGUAUAAGUGGCCUCAGUUGAAGUUGAAUGCAGAAAAAAGUUCUACGCCAGACUGCAAUUUUUUCAUCGUAUGAAUUUGAACUACAUUUUAUCGGAGCUAAUUUUUUCAGAGUAAUUGUGUCAUUCCUGUUUUUCCAUCAGUUGUAAUUUUUGAUCAGAAGUCUUGACUAUUGUUUUGUAUUGCAUUCUGAUGUGGACGGGUGCGUCGCCUUGCCAGGUGUGGGUCUGAAUAAGAGGAAAAUAUUUUCUUUUCACUGAAAUUACAAAAGACCAUAGUAAUAACGAUUAUAACAUUGAAAUGUUGUUUUUAAAUAGAGACUAUUUUUUUUAAUUGCUGGGUUGGGGGAACACUGCAAGGCUACAAAAGACAUAUUGGUCUUUUAAAGUAUAUUAUGCUGAGAUGUUAAUUAUGAUACACCAGAAUGACAAGAUUUCUAGAAUUACUACUAGUUUUCUGCAAUCCUUUUUUGCCUGGGACAGAUUUAAUUUUGUAUUGUUUGCCGGAAGAAGAAACUCACUUUUUGUGCACGUUUUUAAACUAUAGAAGAUUUGGGUGCAUUUAAAUUGUUUAAAGACAUAAAAAUAAAAUUGUGAAAGGCUUAAA
Molecule: messenger RNA, 2367 nt
Organism: Nerophis lumbriciformis (worm pipefish)
Lineage: Eukaryota; Metazoa; Chordata; Actinopteri; Syngnathiformes; Syngnathidae
Gene: pcbp2
Product: poly(rC) binding protein 2
Molecular function (GO): RNA binding
Source: RefSeq, a predicted model, not a curated record